Trypanosoma grayi is the source of this 789-nucleotide messenger RNA. Its product is annotated as Ca2+ transporting ATPase, plasma membrane. The record is from RefSeq and is a predicted model, not a curated record. The transcript has a single exon. The coding region runs from base 1 to 789 and encodes 262 amino acids. Lineage: Eukaryota; Euglenozoa; Kinetoplastea; Trypanosomatida; Trypanosomatidae. Gene Ontology annotation, molecular function: P-type calcium transporter activity. Gene Ontology annotation, cellular component: intracellular membrane-bounded organelle.
AUGGACACACUGGCGGCCCUUGCCCUGGCCACAGAGGAGCCAUCAGAAGACUGCCUGAACCGUGGCCCCGUCUCCCGCAAGGCCCCACUAGUGUCGCACCGCAUGUUGUGCACAAUGCUUUCUGUAGCGACCUACCAGGUCGUUUGCACCCUUGUGGUGGAUAUAUACGGCGAAGGGUUUUUCCCCCGUACCCCAGAGGGGAGCCGCACACACAAAACCUUUUUGUUCAACGUUUUUGUCUUUGGAACACUCUGCCACAUGUUCAAUGCUCGUAAGCUCUACAGAGAGGUGAAUGUGUUUGAGGGGAUGCAACGCUCCAAGCUUUUUCUAAUCAUCGUCGCGUUGUGUGCAAUCUUUCAGGCUGUGGCAGUGUCGACCUUUGGAGAGGCGAUGAAAGUGCACCCGCUGUCGGUUGCGCAAUGGGGCUACACUCUCGCAAUUGCGCUUGGCUCUCUGGCAGUGGGGAUAGUAAGUCGGUUGGUGUACAUUCCGCUGCCCGUCUCUUCGUACCAAACAAUUGAGGAGAAUAUCAGCGAUGAUAUGCGUCACUUUGUUGAGAGACUGUCAACCGACGUGGAGCAGGUGCGCCUGUGUAACAGCGAGGAUCAAGGAUCAUUCCUCAAGUUGGCUCAGCGUCUGCACGCUCAGUCGUUAUGGCGACAGGUGCAGGCACAGAGCGUGAAUUCGCGGCGUGUGGUGAACGCCUUUCGACGGGCGAGGCGAGAUGGCGACAUGGGCAGCACCGCUGUGAAGGACCUUUAUUACAGCCUUCGGCAGGUCCACCAUUGA